GGGCAAGCUAAUUCAGUACGCGCGCAGGAGCGAGCUGCAGCCCUUGCAUCUACAGGAUCAGCAACAUUGGAUGUGGUGGAUCUGCUCACGGUCUCACAUGUUUAACAGGAAGGGUUGUGAUUGUAAAAGACGAUGUGGUAGAAAUUAUGGAUAUCAAUAAUCAAAAUAAUUAUCCAGAGGAAUCUGGGCACCAUAGCGAUUCAUCGUUAUAUUAUAUGACGAGACCAGGGGGCAAUAAUAUUGAUAAGGUUAGAAACCUACCUGAUGGCCACAACCCUCUGGAGAUGUGGUUCGCUCGUGAGCCCAACAAGUCCAUCCCGUGCUCACUGCACCUAACAAACAACAUAGAUCAGAAUGUGGCAUUCAGGCUUAUAGAAAAGAGUGGGACAUCAAUGGGCCACUUCAAGUAUGAGCAACUAUACGGUAUUGUGCCUCCCAGAUCCUCUUACACUUUGGUCAUGAAAAAGGAACAAGCAUCACUUGGUCUGGUUAUUCAGAGCAGUACAUCAGGGGAUAGGUACAAAAUGCUAUUCAAAGACCAAUCCAAGUGUGAUGAUUUCUUUUCUGAAGCGAAAGAGAUGGGAGAUUUGGUGCAUCAGGUGGCACUAAAAACUGUAUACAGUCCACUUCAAAUAGGGCUGACGACGUCUGAGAUCAUAUCCACAGAGGACAUCUCUAUUAGCACAUCCAUAGAUGGACAUCCAACGGAACCAUGGAUUAUAACCGGUCAUCGAGAUGGACGCGUUUUUUGGUGGAAGUACGACUCAAAGUCUAUUAAUCAAAGGCAAAUCCGAGCAUCAUCGGCUUCUGCAUGGACAUCUUGGAUGCACAGAGUUUUCCACCCAAAGUCUAGCACGCAGGAAUUGAUGGAUUCCCUUAAAAUCUCAGAGCAACCAGGCAUUCUUUCUGGCUCUUUUCUAACUAAGCUUCUCACGUCAUCUAGACAUCAUCAUAAUGGUAAUAAAUAA
Triticum aestivum (bread wheat) is the source of this 968-nucleotide messenger RNA. RefSeq lists its product as uncharacterized. The transcript is spliced from 7 exons. The record is from RefSeq and is a predicted model, not a curated record. The coding region runs from base 147 to 968 and encodes 273 amino acids. NCBI's taxonomy places the organism in Eukaryota, Viridiplantae, Streptophyta, Magnoliopsida, Poales, Poaceae.